UCAUGCUGCUGCCAGGUCCAGAGUGUGUCAUGGGUCCCUGUACGGCCUCCCAUUGCUGCUGUCUCCAUCGCCACACUCUGCCAUGUGCCACUUUCAGGUCUCCUCACACUGCUGGUGGGUUCCAUUUUGUCAUAGGGUGCUGGCAGAUUACGGGCCUCCCAUUGCUGCUGCCAGGCCCGUAAUCUGCCAUGGGCCCCUGUACCGCCUCCUCAUGCUGCUGCCAGGUCCAGAGUGUCUCAUGGGUCCCUGUACGGCCUCCCAUUGCUGCUGUCUCCAUCGCCACACUCUGCCAUGUGCCACUUUCAGGUCUCCUCACACUGCUGGUGGGUUCCAUUUUUUG
Messenger RNA from Staurois parvus, 340 nucleotides. The record is from the annotation of a GenBank genome assembly. Lineage: Eukaryota; Metazoa; Chordata; Amphibia; Anura; Ranidae.